This is a messenger RNA of Aedes albopictus (Asian tiger mosquito), 2396 nucleotides long. RefSeq lists its product as uncharacterized. Bases 373 to 1605 code for a protein of 410 amino acids. The transcript has 2 exons. Gene Ontology annotation, molecular function: zinc ion binding; nucleic acid binding. NCBI's taxonomy places the organism in Eukaryota, Metazoa, Arthropoda, Insecta, Diptera, Culicidae. The record is from RefSeq and is a predicted model, not a curated record.
GUGCAACACACUAAGAGUUGGAUCGAGCUGACGGUAGCAGCGAGGCUUUGAAAAAUUCUCUCGCUGUUACUUCCCACCCCGCCGGGCCGAGGCUCAAUCCGAGCGCCCACUGAGCGUGCGCCUGUCCGGGCAUUGGACUGAAUAAAACGAACUGCGCGAAGCGCAUUUCAUUCAUUCUUCCAUCGGACACGGAGCGUGCAACACACUAAGAGUUGGAUCAAGCUGACGGUAGCAGCGAGGUUUUGAAAAUUCUCUCGCUGUUACUUCCCACCCCGCCGGGCCGAGGCUCACACCCAGAGCGCCAUUUCCUCGAUUCGUGAGUUUUCUUGCGACAGUCAUCCGACCCAGUUGAUAGCUGGGCAAACGAUCAGAAUGGACUCGUCAGAUGUCGGUCGCGACAGUGGCGCAACAUUCAACGGACCGCUGGCUCCCACAAAAACGCCCUCGAAAAAGUCCCUUCUAAAGGAACUGAGCGAGGUUCUCAAAAAGAACAACGCACUCCGCGAGCAAGUGGCAAGUUUGUCAGGCUUUGGCAGUGACUGGAUUCCGGCGUCGUCUAGCACGGGCCACUCUGAUGGACCACUUCUUUCGGCGAUGAGCAAUUGGUCACUUGGUGCACUGAACAUACCGGAAUGCGUACCAUCGGAAGGGCAAACUGAAAUUGACAAACAAGCAUUCGAAUACUGGAAGGACAUGCUUGUUUCGUCGCUUCAGCUGGCCAACGCUACAGAUGAAAGGAUGAAAUACGGAGUGUUCAAGAUCAAGUCUGGCCCCAAGCUCCGGGAAAUCUUGAGCACGACAUCUUCUACACCAGAGAUGCCGGAUGAGCAAACUUCCCCAUUCUCGAACGCAUUGGCUCGACUUGACGGAUACUAUGGAUCCAGGGCAUACACACUAACGCAACGAGGAAAGCUUAUGAUGAUGCUGCAAGGAGCUACGGAAAACAGCAUUGCAUUUGUGCGGCGCGUGACCUGUGCUGCGAAGCUGUGUGGUUAUGGACCGGAUGAAGAGAUGGAGGCGGUAGUGAGAGUUAUCACACAAAGGGCUAACGAUGCUAGAGUUCGGACACUGGCCAAUCGGAAUUGGCUGAAGCAAGGUACCAUGAAGGACCUCAUCGAUCUGAUCCAGGACCAUGAGAUUGAAAAAUCAAGCGAAGAAGAGUUUCUAAGGAGGCAAAGGCUGAGAGAUUCGCCAUUGGUUGCGGCGGUGUCUCACAGCAAUGAGGAAUAUCGUAACCAACGAACAGCUUUCAGUUCGUACGGAAGAGGCAGAGGAUUCCCGAACCGUGGUGGUGGAAGAGGAGGACGAGGAUUUUCGAGAGGCAACAAUCGUUCACAAUCCAACUGUUGGAGGUGCGGAAGCGUUUAUCACCGAUCAUCUGAAUGCUUUGCGAUCAAGAAGGACUGUCGAAUUUGCCGACAGUAUGGCCAUAUUGCUCGUUGCUGUCCAUCGAAUCAGUCCAGCCCAUUGGAGCAGAGAAGACCCUUAAAACGCCACGCAGAGGAAGAGGAGCCUACCGUAGAACGGAAGAUUGCCGCCAUCGAAUGUGCGAAAACGGAAGCUGAUCCAGACCCAAAGGUACAAAACAUUGAUGAUUUGGAGUAACAUGUUUUAUUGAAACAAUCUUAAAUGGAUUACAACUUGAAAGAAAAGUUUUAUUUGAAAUAAACUAAUUGAAAUAAAAGAAAAUAAAAUAUUGAUUUAAAUGUUUGCGUAUCAUUUUACAGGCUAAAACCGAUUCACAAGUCGCCGAAUCUGAUACACUAGAGGUGAACAACAUGCAGGCCACUUGUGGCCAUAGAAUUCCAAAUGCAACGAUUGAAGCAAAAGUUGCCGGGAUUGGAGUUAAAUUUCUAAUUGAUUCUGGUGCGCAGGUGAACACCAUUACAAAGGCAUCUUUCGACCUGAUUUUAGCCGAUCAGAACGCUAAGUCUCAAAUAAUUGGUCUGAAAUCCUCUUCUGACACACCAUUGAAAGCGUAUGCAAUGCCUGAACCAAUCAAAGUUGUCGCCAAUUUUUCCGCUGAGUUGUUCAUUUCGCACGAUAGACCAGUAACAGUAGAAAAAUUCUACGUGGUGGAUGAGUUCAAAGCACUUUUGGGGCUUAACACGGCGAUCAGAUACUCAGUCCUUGACGUUGGUUUAAAUGUGCCUAUACGACAGCAGAAACGGCACCAGUUUCAGCCCAAUGGACGCUAUAUUCAAACCGUUUCAACCAGAGAGUUUCCAAAAUUCAACAUUCCUCCAGUGUCGUUGAAGUAUAAUGCUAAUAUGCCGCCCGCUCGUAAUGUGUACACUCACAUUCCAAAAGCAUUCAAGGAACUUACGAAACAGAAGAUUGACUAUCUUCUAUCAAGCGGGAUCAUUGAAGAGGUCACUAUGGACAUGGAUCGUUCA